UGCCUGAGUCAGAAUAUGGACAGAUAGUCAGACACUGGGGCCACUUUGCAAACCAAUCUGACUGCGACAGCCGCAUAUGUAUCUGCCAUCACCUGGAGGAAGACACUGAAUCCAAGGAUCAUCUCGACACAGCCCCCGGUAAAGAAACACAACCAUUCUCUGUGCUGCAGCUGCUGAUAGCUGCUGAUAUCCAGAAUAGAUGGAGUGGGGGUUGGGGGGGUUCUUCAGAUCACACAAGGGGGCUGAUGUAUGAGGAGAAACAUCCCUCACACUGACAAGAGAUUACAACCAGAUUGUUGCAUGUGUAUGUUUGCCACUCAGGCGUUGUGUGGAUGUCAGCCAAGGUUUUUGAGCCAGAGAGGGGAGAGGAGAUUUUAAGAGACAAGCCUGGGAUGACCAGGACCAGUGCUUCUCUCUGUUAGUUUUAUCUGUGGAAAUCGAGUUGUCACGCCUGCCCCCAACCUCCCUGUAUCAGUGUCUCAGUUUUGAGCAUUGUCUCAGGGUUAUUACCUCCGGCAUGAGAGCAGGUUGUUCUCUCAUAGAUGGUUGGUGUGGUUUGUGGUCUAUUGUGUUUUGGAAAACGGGAGCCAGAGCUAAACGCCAGACAGCUGUUGUGACAUUUGAGACGAUGGUCUUCUGAGGGACAGGUGUUCAGUUGAAAGAGUGAUUCUGAACAGAUGACGACAUUAUUAUGAUGCACUGAUCCUCAGACAUUUGUCUGCUGGACUGGAGAAUUUAUGUGAAACUUAAACACAAUCACAAAUUUGUUGUUGUGUCUCAGACUUUGAACUGAUCAAUAUUCCAGUAUUUGACUCAUAAGGUUGUAGAGGCAGCUUUUUCGCUCCUCUACAAGCGUUUUUUGUUUCUCUAUAUUGAGUUACUGUAGCAUAGAUUUUUCUUUGUAUUAACAAAUGUGUUUAGUGAAUUGAAAUUGUAAAUAAAUCACAAUUAGAAGCCCAAGAUUUGUCUACAUCCCACUUCAGGAUGUACUCGCUUGAAUAAGGAUAUUCUGAUAAAUUAUCUAUUUGUAAGCUCUUCGUCAGUGGAGCUGGGGGUACCUUGCUUGAAUUUAUUUUGGCAUGUGAUAUUUAUUUUAUUUCGGUUUCCCUCAGAGCAUCCUAAAUAUUCCUCUGACUGCAACUUCUGAGAUGCUGCGUGACGAUGGUUAUGCAACGUUCUGAAUCUGCCAGAGUGUGGCCCAGGCCUGCGACCGCCACAUCAGGCACCAUGAUGGAGGGGGGCAUGCAGUUGCUCAACCGCGAUGGGCACAGCAUCUCACACAACUCUAAGCGCCACUACCACGACUCAUUCGUGUCCAUGAACAGGAUGCGACAGCGUGGCCUGCUGUGUGACAUUGUGCUCCAUGUCUCCAACAAAGAAAUCAAGGCGCACAAAGUGGUGCUGGCCUCCUGCAGCCCCUACUUCCACGCUAUGUUUACCAAUGAGAUGUCAGAGAGUCGGCAGACCCACGUGACCCUUCAUGACAUCGACUCUCAGGCUUUGGAGCAGCUAGUCCAGUAUGCCUACACAGCUGAGAUUGUGGUCGGGGAAGGAAAUGUGCAGACGUUGCUCCCAGCAGCAAGCCUGCUGCAGCUCAUCGGGGUGCGGGACGCCUGCUGUAAAUUCCUCCUCAGCCAGCUGGACCCCUCUAACUGCCUGGGCAUCCGAGGCUUUGCUGACACACACUCCUGCAGUGACCUGCUCAAGUCAGCACACAAGUAUGUCCUGCAGCACUUUGUGGAGGUGUCCAAGACAGAAGAGUUCAUGCUGCUGCCACUGAAACAGGUCCUGGACUUGAUCUCCAGUGAUAAUCUCAAUGUGCCAUCUGAGGAGGAAGUGUACCGGUCCGUGUUGAGUUGGGUGAAACAUGAUGUAGAUGGACGCAGGCAACAUGUACCAUGGCUGAUGAAGUGUGUAAGGCUGCCACUGUUGAAGCGAGACUUUCUUAUGAGCAAUGUUGACACGGAGCUGCUGGUGCGUCAUCAUUCUGAGUGCAAGGACCUGCUGAUCGAGGCCCUGAAGUACCACCUGAUGCCUGAGCAGAGGGGCGUCCUCAGCAACAGCCGAACACGCCAGCGUCGCUGUGAGGGCGCCAGCCCCGUGCUCUUUGCUGUUGGCGGUGGCAGCUUGUUUGCUAUCCAUGGAGACUGUGAGGCUUACGACACCAGGACAGACCGCUGGCACAUGGUGGCGUCCAUGUCCACUCGGCGGGCACGGGUGGGCGUGGCAGCUAUUGGCAACAGACUCUAUGCUGUUGGAGGGUAUGAUGGCACCUCAGACCUUGCAACUGUGGAGUCUUACGACCCCAUCACCAACUCCUGGCAGCCUGAGGUUUCCAUGGGAACACGACGAAGCUGUUUGGGUGUAGCUGUACUCCACGGCCUGCUGUACGCUGCAGGAGGUUAUGAUGGCGCUUCCUGUCUCAACAGUGCUGAGCGCUAUGACCCUCUGACUAGUACAUGGACCUCAAUUGCUGCCAUGAGCACCCGUAGAAGAUAUGUCCGAGUCGCAACUCUGGAUAGCAGCUUGUACGCAGUAGGAGGUUAUGACAGCUCCUCACAUCUCGCAACAGUGGAGAAAUAUGACCCGCAGAGCAACACAUGGACAGCCAUAGCCAACAUGCUGAGUCGGCGCAGCAGUGCCGGUGUGGCCGUGCUGGACGGCAUGCUGUAUGUCGCGGGAGGGAAUGACGGCACCAGCUGCCUGAACUCGGUGGAGCGGUUCAACCCCAAGGCCAACACCUGGGAGGGAGUGGCCCCCAUGAACAUACGCAGGAGCACCCAUGACCUGGUGUCUAUGGACGGCUGGUUAUACGCAGUGGGAGGCAACGAUGGCAGUUCCAGUCUCAACUCCAUUGAGAAGUACAACCCGCGCAGCAACAAGUGGGUCGCGGCCUCCUGCAUGUUCACACGGCGCAGUAGCGUGGGCGUGGCCGUGCUGGAGCUGCUGAACUUCCCACCGCCCUCCUCACCAACCCUCUCGGUUUCCUCCACCAGUCUUUGACACGGGGUCAUCACUUGGCUGAGCUCAGCCUCUGCUGCUACAGCCCAGGCUGGCUCUGGGAAGAGGCGCAACUGCUCGGUUUGAGAUGGUGAGGAGGAGCGGAGGAUGGGAGUGGACAGGUAAAUGGAUGGGAUGAUGUAAAAGAAAAAGGGGAAAUGCCUGGUUCGGUUAAUACAGUACCAUCAAUAAUUAGUGGCACUCGUGGUAAAGAUUUGCUGACCAUGUCGUUAAAACGUGCAACAUCAAUCAGGAAUUCUUAAUCAGAAUCUCUGAAAAUGGUUAAACCACUCUGGCAAAUUUUUACCAAGUGCUAGUAAUUCCGUAAUGGACUCUGGAUGCCUGAAUGUCCAUGGUACAGCUCCACCAUAAAGAUACCAGCUCCCUCUCUCUUCAAGAUAUUCCUGGAUCAAGAUGUGUGAACUUUGACCGCUCUUUCCUCAAGCUCCUGUUUUUUUUGGUACUUCUGUCAUGUGUGACGUAAAUGUUUUGGGUUUGAUGUUGCCGUCUUCUGCAAGAUUUUUAUUUAGAUGGAUUUGUAAAAUGUAUAAAAAAAGAGAAACAGAAUGAUUUUACUUUUGGAAUGUAACGUUCGAUUGGUGAAACCAUGCAUGUCUACGUACUGGCAUCGACUCCCUACGGGAGGAUAAAAUGUUGUAGUGCUGCCAUGCCACACUAGGUGGCAGUCACAGGCCAUGCUCUAAACCCUUCCCACACUGCAAGAGAGCAUGGAAACCAGCGUGCAGAGAAGCUCCACCCUCAGUUCUGCAAAUGAGGUUGGAUCCUUUUUUCAUCCAAAAACAGAACAACUAUAUUGAAGUGUAUUUAUUCAUAAAAUGUAUAAAUGAUAAUAUAUUCAGUUUUUAAAGAUGCUUAUAGAAGGACACAGAUCAGACCUAUGCCUAUUUAAGAGUGUUACUAAUAUAUUAAUUUAUGUGUGUGAUGUGCAAACCAUCAAUGGAAAUGACAAAGAGAAUGUCGGUGUGAGGUAUUUUUGGGUUUCUCCUGAGAGGACUGAGAGCUGCAUUUUGAUAUGCAGGAUUUCAUUUGCAUUUCUUAAUGUUUCUUCACUGCCACAAGCAUGAUCUCACACCGCAACAUAUGUUUACUACAUUUGUGCAAAAAGCUUAAUUUGCCUGCAAACCUAUUGACCAGUCAGUGAAAAGACUAUGUUUUAUUUAAUCCUGCGUCUCUAUUGCAUUUAAAAAGACACAGAGCGUGAUAUAAUCACUGCACAUGUGACAGCUUAAUAUGCAUAACACAGUGAGUACUACUGUGGUUUAUCUUCAGUAUACCAACACUUGACCAGAAAGAGUCAUGUGGUCGACACUUGGUGCUGUCAUAUUUCCCUCUACACUCCUUCAAGUGUAGUGUCUUGUUUUAUUACCUCAUUUUUUAAAUAGAUCCAAGUUGAACUACAAACAACUGUAUAAUUAACAACAACUACACUGGCUAUAGAACCGGUUAUUCUACCAGUGAUUUCCAAUAAUCACCACGGAACUUGAAAUUUCUAAAAUAAAUGGAUCACAUUGAGUCUUGUCUCAGUUAAGAGUCAAUACCUGGGGUCAGCUCAGUUCAUGUGUAGCGCAGUGAUCUUUUAAUUCCAGACUUCUAGGAAGUUGCCUUUUAUUUUGUCCUUAUUUUGAAGGAUUUUGUUGAUCUGGAUCUGUUUACUUUGGACAUCUAUGUGUUAGAGUGGACCCAGUAGAAUCGGGGCUGUGAUGGUCUUAUGGAGAUGCCGUGAUUCUGUAAAGUCACCUUGAGACAGACUUAAAGACAAAAGGUGAACAAAACCACACAAGACUUUGGCCUCAAUCCUGCUGAUUCAACUGUAAAUUUAAAAAAAAAGAUAGCUAAAGUUAUGGAUGUGCAAUUUCAAUGUAUCUGUUACUUUUUUAGUUUGUGUUUAAUGUGGUGAUACUCGUUUAUUUAUGUUUGUUAUUUAUGAGCAACUUUAAAAUAUUGAAUUUUGCACUAUGAUGAAAUGGAGCAAUACUACACACUGUAAAAAAGAAAUAAAGUUGUUUCCAGAUGUGAUAA
Pleuronectes platessa (European plaice) is the source of this 5040-nucleotide messenger RNA. RefSeq names its product kelch-like family member 17 (gene klhl17). The transcript is spliced from 12 exons. The coding region runs from base 1162 to 3003 and encodes 613 amino acids. Lineage: Eukaryota; Metazoa; Chordata; Actinopteri; Pleuronectiformes; Pleuronectidae. Gene Ontology annotation, molecular function: protein binding. The record is from RefSeq and is a predicted model, not a curated record.